Messenger RNA from Trichomonas vaginalis G3, 1539 nucleotides. RefSeq lists its product as uncharacterized. The coding region runs from base 1 to 1539 and encodes 512 amino acids. Lineage: Eukaryota; Parabasalia; Trichomonadida; Trichomonadidae. The transcript has a single exon. The record is from RefSeq and is a predicted model, not a curated record.
AUGGUAAUUACAAUUCGCCUCGUCUCUCCAAAGGUGACGAAGCGACUAAACCCUAAUCUUGUGAGUGUCCUUCAAACAUGGAAACGCAGCUAUAUUCCUCCAUGGACAUUUUUAUUCCAUUUUCUCGAAAUUUUAUGUAUUAUUUUUUAUUGCUACGGUGUUAUUUAUCCAACAAUCGAUGGAGUAUAUCACACAAGAAAGCAAUUAACAGAUUUACUAUUUCCAAAGCAAACAGAUGAUGCUCCAUACGCAUUUGUUGAUGAUAUUUCAGAUUAUUUCGACGAUUUUCUCGAAAACCUUGAAAAUUUCACCAAAGGAUCGUUUUCAAAUAUGGAAUUUAUCAAUCAAACUCGCCCAGUUAAAUUCCAAAUCAAUUGGGAAAAUGGUUCAGAAAUCAAAUACAACCAAAUAGAUGUUAACUACGAACUAUUUCGCCACGUAUAUUCAAUAAGCGCCUUUACAUCUUUCGUUAUAUACUCGAAUGAAACCGAUGUUAUAGGUUGUACCCAGUGGGAUAUCAAUGUUGCGAUUUACAAGCCAGAAGGUGGAUAUGGCUUCAUUCCAGAUCCAAAAAUUAGUUAUAGCUCGUGUCCUUCGCACUACAUUUCAGACAAUAGAGAAGAAAGAAAAAGAAUUUCUCGAAAAAGAAUUUUUAUUAAGCAUAAUGUAAGGAAUUUCAGAGAUGUCGAGAUCAGAUAUGAUCCAAAUAGAGCAGCAACAGACAAAAUUACUAUUCAAAACGUUCUCGAUUGCAUUAAAAACAAAACAUUAAAUAAAUACAUUCCUCCUCCAAUAGAACCGCCAAAGAAAACAUUCAACAGAGGCACCUUGUCAUUAUACAAUGUCAUGCAGCGCUUCGGAUUGAUGUUUUUACUCAUUUCCGGUAUGGAAUUUUAUUUAGAUUCGUUAAACAUCUGGAAACUAUUUUCCAUACACAGAAAACGUCUUCUUGUUGAUAGUAUAUACAAAGAAUUGACUUUAUUUGAUCAAUUCCAUACAACAAUUGGAUUUUGGAAUAUAUUUUUCUUCAUUAAGAGCGUUUUAGUUGUUAUCCUAUCUCUAAUAGUGAUCAGUGAUAGCUCCAAGAUAUCACAAUACCCAUCCCAUCGCUCCAUGCACAUUUUCGGCGUCGCAUCUUUUAUUGCAACGUCAUGUGCACUUAGAUGGUUCAUCCACUGGCCAAAAGUGUACCGUCUGACUCUUUUAUUCGUCAAUGGUAUACGCAGAAUCGUUAUAAACCUCGCCAGCCAGUCAAUUAUCCUUCUUUCUUUGAUGCUUGCAACUGUUUUUCUUUUCGGAUUCGUUGCACAAAAAGCAGAAUCAUUUAUUGACCUUUUGAAGCUGUUUAUCUCCAUGAUCUUCGGAGAUAGUUUGUAUCCAACGUACACAGAGUUCAGUGAUGGCUCUUUCGAAUAUAAUUUGAUGUCUUUCAUUUUUAACUCUUUCUUGAUCAUGGUUUUGAUUUGGAUUUUCUUCACAGCGAAUACAGCUAUCAUGACAUGGGUCGACCACCAUAUUAUUUCUCAGCUUACUCAAUAA